AUAAGAUCGUGUUCAUAAUCUCUGCGCCUGCGGUUGUACCGCAUUAGUUGUAGUGCGGUAGUGCCACUAUAUGUAAUGUAAGGUUGCAAACUUACAUACAAUAACAAAGCAGAGUAUUAUUGAGUGCAGGGAAAUGAUGAUGGAUAUCAAUGGGAAACCAGCUCUCCUCGGCUACCGCAUGCCUGCAGAGUGGGAACCCCAUUCACAGUGUUGGAUGGGUUGGCCUGAGCGUCCAGAUAAUUGGCGGGAUGGUGCGUUGCAUGCUCAACGUGUCUUUGCCGAGGUCGCAUGCGCCAUCUCAAAAUUUGAGUCCGUUACUGUGUGUGCAAGUGCUGCUCAGUGGGUUAAUGCACGCACUAUGUUGCCUCAAAAUAUAAGGGUCAUAGAGAUGAGUAUGAAUGACUCUUGGUUCCGUGAUACUGGAUCAACUUUUGUCAUAUGUGACAGCACGUCGUCAUCUGGAUAUUCAGAGCAGAAGGUUGCUGGAAUUGAUUGGAAUUUUAAUAGUUGGGGUGGUGUUGAAGAUGGUUGUUACCAGGAUUGGAGUCUUGACCUUCUGGUUGCCAGGAAGAUUUUGGGGACGGAGAGGCUUCCAAGGUUUUCAAAUUCUAUGAUUCUUGAAGGUGGAAGCAUCCAUGUAGAUGGAGAAGGGACUUGCCUCACCACUGAGGAGUGCCUUCUAAACAAGAACCGGAAUCCUACUAUGACUAAAGAACAAAUAGAGGAUGAGCUUAAGAUGUAUCUUGGUGUCAGGAAGGUUAUAUGGUUGCCUCAUGGAUUAUUUGGGGAUGAUGAUACUAAUGGUCAUAUUGACAACAUGUGCUGCUUUGUGAAGCCUGGUGUGGUCCUGUUGUCAUGGACUGAUGAUGAAUCAGAUCCCCAGUAUGAGCGAUCCUUAGAGGCAUUUUCUGUUCUCUCCAACUCCACAGAUGCCAAGGGAAGAACAUUAGAAAUAAUCAAAAUCCAUAUACCUGGGCCACUUUAUAUGACAGAUGAAGAGUCAGCUGGAAUUCAGGAAGUUGAUGCCAAACCAAGACUAGCUGGUACAAGACUUGCUGCUUCUUACGUAAACUUCUAUAUUGCCAAUGGAGGGAUCAUUGCACCAGCAUUUGGUGAUAAAAAGUGGGAUGAAGAAGCAUAUCGUGUCCUCUCUUUGGCCUUCCCAGAUCAUGAAAUUGUAAUGAUAAAAAAUGCAAGGGAAAUUUGUUUGGGAGGUGGGAAUAUACAUUGCAUAACGCAGCAGCAACCAACCUGUCAAGCAGCAUCAUAAAAUGUGAAUGGCAUAUGAUGGGAGUCAUGGAUAACUCUGUACUUCGAGACGAAUAAGCUGUACCAUUGGCUAAUGCAAAUGUUUGCUCUUUUAUGUUAUUAAUUUUGUAAUUAUCAUUAGAAAACUUCAGUGAAAAACACUGCUCUUUUUUAUUUAUUUGAGAUGGUUUAGCACCUAAGCUAAUGUUAUUUGGGAGAAAUGAUCUUUUAUGUAUUUUCUGAGAUAUCAAAAACCAAAAACCACUUGCUAAUUUGUUUCUCAAAAUAAAUUUGAAGAGAUAAAGACAUCAAAUUGUGCUUGGAUUGA
This is a messenger RNA of Nelumbo nucifera (sacred lotus), 1576 nucleotides long. RefSeq names its product porphyromonas-type peptidyl-arginine deiminase family protein. The record is from RefSeq and is a predicted model, not a curated record. Gene Ontology annotation, biological process: putrescine biosynthetic process. Gene Ontology annotation, molecular function: agmatine deiminase activity; protein-arginine deiminase activity. Lineage: Eukaryota; Viridiplantae; Streptophyta; Magnoliopsida; Proteales; Nelumbonaceae.